AUGACUACGGCCAAGAUCGACAGGCCGAAGAAAGUUCCGGCUAUAAUGUUUUCGAGUGACCAUUUAAAGGGAGUAGUCCCACAUGAAGAUGAUCCCAUAGUCUUGUCUGUUAUCAUGAUGGGAAGGAAUGUUCAUAGAGUGCUAGUUGAUCAGGGGAGUUCUGCCGAUGUGAUGUUCUGGAACACCUAUGCAGGGCUGCAAAUACCGACAGACCAAUUAAAGCCAUUUGACGGAGUACUUGUGGGUUUCUCAGGAGAUCAGGUGGAAGUUAAAGGGUAUGUUGAUCUUCGAACGACUUUUAGAGACAAAGAAGAUGCAAAAACUAUAUUUAUACGAUAUAUAGUUGUCAACGCACCUUCAUCAUACAACUUACUACUAGGAAGGCCUUCUCUCAAUAAAUUGGGAGCAGUAGUAUUGACGGUCCAUCUGAAGAUGAAGUUUCCUUUUGAUGAUGGGAAGGUGCUCACUUUAUCAGUAAAUCAGGAGGUCGCUCGCAAAUGUUAUGAAGAUAGUCUAAGGUCAAGGAGGAAAGUUGCAUAUUCAGUCAGCACAACGGAGGUAGUCAUAGAUCCCGAGUUAGAUCCUAGACUAGUACAUCCUGAGAGAAGGCCUCAGCCCGUGGGGGAGGUAAAAGAAGUACUCAUAGAGGGUAAAAAAUUAAGAAUUGGAGGGGAUUUGAGUUUAGAGCAAGAGCAAGAGCUUAUACAAGUACUGAAGAAAAACCUUUCUUCAUUUGCUUGGAGUGUAGCAGAUGUGACGGGAAUAGAUCCCGAUUUUUUAUGCCAUAAACUCAACAUUAAUCCUUCGGCUAAACCUAAAGUUCAAAAGCGUAGACGGUUGAGUGGAGAUCGUGCCCAGGCAGCUACCGAGGAGAUAUGUAAGAUAUUAGAAGCGGCUCAUAUACGGGAGAUACAAUAUCCGACUUGGUUAGCAAAUGUGGUGAUGGUGAAAAAGUCCAAUGGAAAGUGGAGAAUGUGCGUGGAUUUUACAAAUUUAAAUAAUGCAUGCCCAAAGGAUUCGUAUCCUUUGCCUAAUAUAGAUGCAUUAGUUGAUAGUGCAUCGGGUUGUGCUUUGUUAAGUUUCUUGGAUGCUUAUUCAGGCUAUAAUCAGAUAAAAAUGCAUUCAUUAGAUGAAGAUAAGAUAACAUUUAUGGGAGGAACGACUAAUUACUAUUAUCGGGUAAUGCCUUUUGGGUUAAAGAAUGCGGGAGCCACCUAUCAAAGGUUAAUGGACCGAAUUCUGGCGUCCAUGUUGGGGAGGAAUGUGCAUGCGUAUGUGGAUGAUAUGGUGGUUAACUCGGUAGAAGAGAAGAAGCAUCAGGGAGAUCUGGAGGAAUUAUUUGUCACAAUCAACAAAUACAGACUCAAACUUAACCCUGAGAAGUGUGUUUUUGGGGUUAAGGCAGGGAAGUUUCUGGGUUUCUUGCUUACCGAGAGGGGAAUAGAAGCUAAUCCAGAUAAAUGUGCAGCCAUCAUAAACAUGAGGAGUCCAAGCAAUGUUAAAGAAGUACAAAGAUUGACGGGGAGGAUGGCGGCCUUGUCCCGUUUUCUUGCUAAAAGUGGAGAUCGGGGUUUUCCCUACUUCCAAUGCUUGAAGAAAAAUGAAAAGUUUCAAUGGACCGAUCAAUGUGAGGAAGCUUUCCAAAAAUUAAAAGAGUAUCUAGGUAAACCACCAGUAUUGUGCAAGCCCGAGAAGGGCACUGAUCUAGUGUUAUACAUUUCGGUGACCGAGCAUGCAGUCAGUUCGAUGUUGGUACGAGAGUGUGGUGGGGAUCAGAAGCCUAUGUAUUUCGUGAGUAAAGUGCUUCAUGGUGCUGAGGUGAGAUAUCCAACUAUAGAGAAAGCCACGUUGGCUGUAGUAGUGUCUGCUCGCCGUUUAAGACAUUAUUUUCAAAAUCAUAGUGUCAAGGUGAUGACGGAUUUGCCGAUCAGGUACAUAUUACAAAAACCUGAUAUAUCGGGCAGGUUGGUUAAAUGGGCGAUAAAACUCUCGGAGUAUGGGAUACAAUAUGAAUCACAAGGGCCGAUCAAAGCUCAGUUUUUGGCUGACUUUUUAGUAGAGUUAUCUGAACCACCUGUUGCGGAUCAGCGCGUAAAAGAAAUAUCAUGGAUCCUAUCAGUGGAUGGGGCUUCUAAUUUAAGAGGGAGUGGUGCUAGUAUAGUUUUGGAAGGGCUAGAAGGAGUCUUGAUUGAACAAUCGUUGAGAUUUGCUUUCAAAGCUAGUAACAAUCAGGCAGAAUAUGAGGCUUUGAUAGCAGGGAUGCUUUUGGCUAAAGAGAUGGGUAUCACUAGGCUGUUAGUCAAAAAUGAUUCUGCAUUAGUAGCAGGUCAGGUGACCGGAGAAUUCCAGGCUCGUGAUCCACAAUUAGCUAAAUAUUUAGAGGUAGUCCAAUCUGUGGCGAAAAAUUUUGUUCUCUUUGAAUUUGUGCAUGUUCCGAGGGAACAAAAUUGCCGAGCUGAUUUGCUAUCCAAGUUGGCUAGUUGUUCGAAACCAGGGCAGCAUAAGUCGGUGAUAAGAGAAACGUUGGUAGCUCCUCGGGUUGAUACACAGGAGAAACAUCAGGUUUUAGAGAUUGAUAAGUGCCAAAAUUCAGAAAGAUCAAAGAGAAUUCAAGAAGAGUGA
Molecule: messenger RNA, 2622 nt
Organism: Vigna unguiculata (cowpea)
Lineage: Eukaryota; Viridiplantae; Streptophyta; Magnoliopsida; Fabales; Fabaceae
Source: RefSeq, a predicted model, not a curated record